This is a messenger RNA of Rangifer tarandus platyrhynchus (Svalbard reindeer), 300 nucleotides long. NCBI's taxonomy places the organism in Eukaryota, Metazoa, Chordata, Mammalia, Artiodactyla, Cervidae. The record is from the annotation of a GenBank genome assembly.
AUGCAGAACAGACACCAGCAAAACCAAAUAGUACACAGAGUGAAUGUCACUCAAGACCUGUUUAUAACCAAAGAAUUCAUUAAGAACAAAGCUUUGCCAUUUGUCUUAAAAAGGUUUUUUCCCCAAUCAUGUUUACUAGGUGUAGAAGUGUUUGUAAUAAUUUCAUGUAAAGUUCAUUCUUCAGUCAUAUUGAAAAGAAGUGUCAUCAAGGGGGAAUUAGCACUUUCUACCCUUGUUAAUGGUGGUUACUGUGCAGUCACCACAAGGAAAACAUACUUUUCCUAUGAAAACAUUGGUUGA